Messenger RNA from Gossypium arboreum, 1808 nucleotides. RefSeq names its product protein SPEAR2-like. Gene Ontology annotation, molecular function: DNA-binding transcription factor activity. Lineage: Eukaryota; Viridiplantae; Streptophyta; Magnoliopsida; Malvales; Malvaceae. The transcript has 6 exons. Bases 493 to 1656 code for a protein of 387 amino acids. The record is from RefSeq and is a predicted model, not a curated record.
AAUUAGAGAUAUAUAAAAUAUAAAAGAAGCUGAAAGAGUGGGUCUAGGAAUGGAAAGAGGAAGAGUUAGAGCGAGGAUAUGGGCGAUAAAUGAGAGAAAAAAGAAUAUAUAUUCAUAUAUAGUAAGCUAAAGAUUUGCAUUGAAUUUUGAAAAACAAAUUAUAUAUAACAUAUAAUUUUUAUUGAUAUGAUCUGAUCUGUCUCUUAGACAAAGUAGGCUUUUUAAUAGAGAGAAUCUGAAACCUCUUAGAUAUAGUGAUCUUUCUCUUUCCUCUCUCUUUUCAAGCUAUAUAUAAAUAUUAGCUUAAAACUUGGCUAAUGGCUAGGCUUAGGGAUUUGUUUGAUCUCUUGACUUCCAAUAUCUGCGAGAUUUGGGGGUUGCUGGGAUUUGUUACCAUAUCUGAUAUCUUUUUAAAGAUUUGGGUGUUUUCUCUUAACUUAAAAACUUCAAUUUUUUGAGGUUUUUUUUUUUUUAUGGAAGUUAGUGAAAACAAUGGCACCAGAAGAUCAAACCCAUAGAUGUAGCAACAACAGUAACACCAGCGGUGGAAACAACAAUAUUAUUGGUAAGUCUUCUAAGAAGCAAAGGCCUAAAAAAGUACCCCAAAGAGGGCUCGGUGUGGCACAGCUUGAAAAGAUACGAUUAGAAGAACAACAAAAGAAAGAUCCAGGAGCAUCUUUGAUUUUGCCACUAAUCCCAAGUUUCCAUCCCCCAAAUUACCCUUCUUCUUCUUCUUCCUCAUCUUCUUCUUCAAUUGCUGAUGUUUCACCCCCUCCGACUUCGUUCUUUAGGCCUCAAAACAUUGAUGGAAACACUAGUGCUGCUGUUCCAUUGACAAGUAAUGUUAAUGGACAUAAGUUUUGGGGUUCUUGUUGUGAGUUCAACAUUGAAAAAGGGUGUCCUGGAUUGGAUCCUGGUUGGAUUUUUAGGACCAAUUUGAGUUUGCCUUAUGAAUCUGAACCUGUUUGGUCUUUGCCUAGUUUGAUGCAAAGGGGACAACCUUUUCACCAACAUCAACCUCCUCCUUCAAUGAUGAAUUUGUCAUCAAGAACUUCAUCAUCAACAUCUGUAAUGAAUAUUCAGACGGAGCCCCCUUCAAACCAAAAGUACUACAGGCCUUUAUUGCCUGAAGAGGAGAAGUUGAUUGGCAUGAAGAGACCAUAUCCUUUCUCACUAGACAAUGCUCCAGGCCCCCCUCUUCACACCAAAUAUCCUCCCAUUGUUCAUUCCAUCUAUGGACAAAUUGAAACUACACCAAGUACCAAAGAUACCACAUUCAAUUUCGAACCCGACGCCUCGAAUUUCAGUUCCAAGGAAGGGCCUUCGUGUUCGACCUCGAACGGCGUUUUCACCCGAGAUUUCCUCACAUUAGGCCCUCCUGCAACUACAUCAAUAUGUUCAACGUCAAAAUCCAAGCACCCUCCAUCAAAUCCGAUCUCUUAUGAGUUGCCGGACCUCGACUCAUUAGUUUACCAUCAAGCAAGCUUUGGAGAUUCAAUUAUGAAGCAAGGUGGUGGCGGGUUCACUCAACAUCGACCUUACUAUAGCUUCUUUCCACCGGCAAUGGCGCAAAUUGAGGGUGCAAAUACAGUAACAAUGGCUAAUUGUAAAAGUGGAGAAGUUGCUGGACAUGUUGAUCUCAAUUUAAAGCUAUAAUAUAGAUUAUACAUUUAAAAGAAAUAAUCCCAUUUUUUUUUUUUAUGAAGAACACAUUAAGAAUCUCAUUUUUCCUUCUAGUUGAGCAGAGCAUUACCCUUUGUAUGACUGAGCCCUCGAUGGAAUGAUAAAAAAUUUGGGUUUAAUAUUCA